This is a messenger RNA of Tetranychus urticae (two-spotted spider mite), 452 nucleotides long. RefSeq lists its product as uncharacterized. NCBI's taxonomy places the organism in Eukaryota, Metazoa, Arthropoda, Arachnida, Trombidiformes, Tetranychidae. The record is from RefSeq and is a predicted model, not a curated record.
UGAACCUGUGAAUGAUAAACUCCCCACCAAAGCAUAUAAAAAGGGCCAGAUGAGACCAGAAGAGAUCAUUAGUUUACUCAAAGUUGAACCUUGAAACUCAUCUUUAAAUCUCAACCUUUGCAAACCCACCGUCAACACUAAAACCUUCAAAAUGUUCGCCAAGUCAAUCGUUCUUUUCAUCUUUGCCUUCAUCACCCUCGUCUCAGCCUACCCAUACCCAUACUCACGAGGUGGUUAUGGUUCAGGAUUUGGUGCUGGUUUCGGUAGCGGAUUCGGUGGUCCAGGUUUCGGUGCUGGUUACGGUGCUGGCUUCGGUGCUGGCCAAGGCUAUGGACCCAAUGGAGCUGGCUAUGGAAGCGGCUUCGGUGCUGGAUCAGGAUACGGAGGACCAGGCUAUGGAGGUGGAUCAGGUUUCGGUGCAGGAUCUGGCUCCGGUUACGGCGGUUACUAAA